Closterium sp. NIES-67 is the source of this 1742-nucleotide messenger RNA. The record is from the annotation of a GenBank genome assembly. Lineage: Eukaryota; Viridiplantae; Streptophyta; Zygnematophyceae; Desmidiales; Closteriaceae.
AAUUUCCUGGCGAGGAAAUGGUCCAGGAGAUCGUACAGGCUGCAGUGGCGCGGCGAGGCAUAAGUUGCCAGCAGUGGCAGCAGUCGCCGUCAGUUUCCGCGCGUUCUACCUUUCUCGAGCCUUCUUACAAUCACCGCCGUCGCAUAGUUUCCGCACCACCAUGUCGGACUCCCACUCCCCCUCUAACUCCCUCGCGCUCUCCCGCGCCACCGGCGCCAUAGUCGGCGCGUUCGUGGGCGACGCGGCAGGGGCAGUCCUAGAGUUCGCCCCGGGCGCCGUCACCCCAGCUUUAGCGCGCCGAGCCAUGGCGAUGCCGGGCGGCGGCGUCUUUAGAGUGGGCCCCGGCCAGAUCACGGACGACAGCGAGCUCGCGCUCUGCCUCGCGCGCGCCCUCAUCACGCGCGCGCCCGCUAACAUCACGAGUGGCCCUUUUCCUCCGGACGCACCUCCCCCCGCAGGCGCACCUCUCAGCGCGGGGGAUGGCCCAUCGCGGGGAAGCGAGCCCGCGGCGGAACCGGGAAGCGGCGGUGCUGCGCUGCUAGCAGCGGGAGCAGCGGGAGCAGCGCGCGAGGGGUACUGGGAGGGCAGGUUCCCCUUGGGGCGCGUGGCGCGGGCGUACCACUGGUGGGCGCACUCGCAGCCGUUCGACAUCGGCGGAACGUGCGCAACUGCGUUCAGAUUCCCCCUCACCUUCCAAGUCGACACGGAAAUUGUUCUCUCGACCAUCUUCCCACCGGCGAACAGAACGCCAGAGCAACAAGCGGAGGAUGAGGAGAGGAUGCGGCAGAAGCGACGGCAGAUGCAGGAGGAGGACGAGAAGUUACUAGUGAAGCAAAUGCAGACGAACGCUGCAACUUGCUCUGACAGCCAAGCCAACGGCGCGCUUAUGAGGGCCACCCCGCUUGCCGUGUGGGCGCACCGCCUGCCGCCGGAAGCCGUCGCGCGCUGGGCUGCUCUGGACGCGUCCCUGUCGCACUGCAACCCGGUGUGCCGCGCCGCCAAUGCUGCGUAUUGUGUUGCCAUCGCGCACCUCAUCAACCACCCUGGGGAUGCGGAGGGCGCGUUUGAGGGUGCUGUGCGCUGGGCAGCAGGGGAAGCAGGAGAGGGCGGAGAGGCAGGGGAGCAGGAGGACAGAGGAGGAGGGCAGGGGGGCAUGAGGCAUACACAAGGCAAUGUCGCAAGCAAGCACAGCGGCAGCAGGCCAUGUGGGUUGCAGGUGGAGUGCAGGCGGUCAAUCGGGUGGGUGAAGUGGGGCUUCAUGCUCGCCUUCUACCACCUGCUGCGGGGGUCUGGGUACGAGGAGGCGAUCGAGGACACGCUGGUGCGAGGUGGGGACACCGACACGAAUGCAGCGAUCGUGGGCGGCAUGGUGGGCGCAAUGCGUGGGGUGGAGGGGAUGGGCGGGAUGGAUGGGUUGAAAGAGGUUGAAGGGGGUCCAGGGUUGGAAGGCGAGAAAGGGGUGCCGAGAGGAAUGGUGGAGGGGAUGGUGAGGAGGGAUUACAGCAAGGGGAGGGAGAGACCCGAGCAGCUGAGGCCGAGGGACCUGCUGGCGCUCUGUGAGGCACUGUUCCACUUAGCCCCCGGGGAAAGUGCGGCUAGAAGUGCAUGCAUAGGUUGAGCCACAAGAAGUUGAACGGAUAGAAAUUGUGAGCUGUGCAUAUCUGUAUGGCCUGUCUGCACGAAAAUGUCUCUUUGUGAGAAGGAUGAUACCACACAUGUAAGGUUGCCAUGCUGCUAAGCAC